This is a messenger RNA of Neltuma alba, 1807 nucleotides long. Its product is annotated as cytochrome P450 89A2-like. Bases 27 to 1562 code for a protein of 511 amino acids. Gene Ontology annotation, molecular function: iron ion binding; oxidoreductase activity, acting on paired donors, with incorporation or reduction of molecular oxygen, NAD(P)H as one donor, and incorporation of one atom of oxygen; heme binding. The record is from RefSeq and is a predicted model, not a curated record. Lineage: Eukaryota; Viridiplantae; Streptophyta; Magnoliopsida; Fabales; Fabaceae. The transcript has a single exon. Gene Ontology annotation, cellular component: membrane.
CUGGUUUUCUCACUGAUCAAGUGAUCAUGGAGGUCUGGUGCGUUGUCGUGGUUUCCCUCCUUCUCUGCCUUUUCAUCAGAGCUUUCUUCAACCUUCUCCCUACCUCUCCCUCCCUUCCUCCCCCUCCUGGCCCUUCUCGCAUUCCCAUCGUCGGUUCCUCUAUCUUUCUGCGCAGAUCAUUCUCUGAGCUCGAACCUUUUCUCCGAAACCUUCGUGCCAAGUACGGUCCAAUCUUCACUCUCCCCGUCGGCUCUCGUUCUGCUAUAUUCAUCGCCGAUCGUUCUCUCGCCCACCAAGCCCUCAUUCAACACGGCGCCGUCUUCUCCGACCGCCCCAAGUCCCUCCCCGCCGCUAGGAUCAUCAACAGUAACCAGCAUAACAUCAACUCUGCUCGUUACGGCCCCACAUGGCGAACUCUUCGUCGCAACCUCACUUCCGAGAUGCUUCACCCGACCCGGAUCAAAGCCUUCGCGGGUACCCGAAAAUGGGUUCUGGACGUGCUCUUCAAUCGCCUCAGGUCUGAUUCGGAAUCAAGCAAGUCCAUUAAGGUGAUUGACCAUCUCCACUAUGCUAUGUUCUGCUUGCUGGUGUUCAUGUGCUUCGGCGAGAGGUUAAACGACAAGCAAGUCAAGGAUAUUGAAUAUGUUGAGCGUCGUUUACUUACGAGCUUCUCCAGAUUCAAUGUGCUAAAUUUCUGGCCAAGGGUUACGAAAAUAUUGUUCCGCAAGCGUUGGGAAGAACUGUACCAGAUUCGGAAGGAACAGGAAGAUGUGUUGAUUCCACUAAUAAGAGCGAGAAAGAAAGCCAGGGAAGAGGAGAAGAACAAAACCAAAGAGGACAAUAGCAACAGAGAUGAAGUUACAGUGUCAUAUGUGGAUACGUUGUUGGAUUUACAGUUGCCUGAGGAGAAACGCAAGCUUGAAGAAGGUGAGCUGGUUUCUUUAUGUUCUGAGUUUCUGAAUGGAGGGACGGAUACGACGGCUACCACUUUGCAAUGGAUUAUGGCAAACUUGGUGAAGUAUCCACAUAUUCAGGAAAGGCUUGUGGAGGAAAUAAGAGAUGUGGUGGGUGAGAGAGAGGAGAAGGAAGUGAAAGAGGAAGAUUUGAUCAGAUUGCCAUAUCUUAAGGCUAUAAUUUUGGAAGGAUUAAGGCGUCACCCACCUGGGCAUUUUGUGUUGCCACACGCAGUGACAGAUGAUGUGGUUUUGAAUGGUUACUUGGUGCCUAAGAAUGGGUCAGUAAAUUUCAUGGUGGCUGAAAUCGGAUUGGAUCCGAAAGAGUGGGAAAAUCCAAUGGAAUUCAAGCCAGAGAGGUUCUUGAAUGGGGGUGAAGCAUUUGAUAUAACGGGAAGUAGAGAGAUCAAAAUGAUGCCUUUUGGAGUUGGAAGAAGGAUAUGUCCGGGUUAUAAUUUGGCUCUGCUUCAUUUGGAGUACUUUGUGGCUAAUCUGGUAUGGACUUUUGAGUGGAAGUCUUCAAGUGGUGAUAUUGAUCUGUCAGAAAAACUGGAAUUCACUGUAGUAAUGAAAAAUCCAUUACAAGUUCAUAUAUCUCCGAGGUCUUAAACCUAUCGAGUGGAACUUCUAUGUGUAUAUAUUUAAUGAUACAAGGAAUAUAGUGUCACCUACUUUAUGGUGUUCUAGCAUUAGUGAUAUUUGGAUGUAUUCUUCAGACAACAGAUCAUUUACAGAUUAGUGUUUGUAUUUCUCUUUCUACGUAGAUGAAGAUAGUGUUGUAGAAGUUGAUUUUAUACGCAGAUCAUCUAUAUAUUGAUUGGCACAGAAGCUGAAUCUGUGCUUUACUUUGAGAA